Molecule: messenger RNA, 1858 nt
Organism: Caenorhabditis elegans
Lineage: Eukaryota; Metazoa; Nematoda; Chromadorea; Rhabditida; Rhabditidae
Gene: prkl-1
Product: LIM zinc-binding domain-containing protein
Molecular function (GO): zinc ion binding
Source: RefSeq, marked reviewed
AUGAGCGAACGAAUUCGCCGUCGUCGUCUCGAAGCAUCGGAGCAAUUCGCACCGCAGCUCAUCUCAUCACGUCGAGCUCAAGGUGGUCUAUCGCCUGCUUCGAGAAUCCGAAUUGCAGCUGAUGCUCACAGGCAUUCAACAUCUGAUGAUGACAGUGGAUGUGCUUUGGACGAGUAUGCAUGGGUGCCUAGUGGUCUGAAGCCGAAUAUGGUUCAUGCCUACUUCGCCUGUCUCCCGGAAAACAAGGUACCAUUCAUUGGAUCAGCUGGAGAAAAAUGGCGACAACGUCAAUCACGUUAUCAACUACCACCACAGGAUUCUGAUGUUAGAUAUUGUGAAGAUUUAAAUGCAGAAGAAGCGGAUACAUUGCGAAUGUUUGAAAGAACUCGAAAAACUGAAUGCCUGGGAAGUGGUGUUGUUCAAUAUGCUCCAUUUGAUACAAAAUGUGAAAAGUGUCCAAAACGUCUUGAAGAAGGAGAAAUCAGUGUGAUGGCUGCAAGAACUGGAAAAAGAUAUCAUCCAUCGUGUUUUCGGUGUCAAACGUGUGAUGUUCUACUUGUUGAUUUGAUUUAUUUUGCACACGACAAUCAGAUCUACUGUGGAAGACACCAUGCUGAACAGGUCAAGCCGAGAUGUGCCAAGUGUGAUGAGGUCAUCUUCGGGGAUGAAUGCUUAGAAGCUGAAGGACGAUCGUGGCAUUUUCAUCAUUUUCAAUGUGCACAAUGCAAUGAUGUUCUAGCUGAUCAAAAAUAUAUGCAGAGAGCAAACAAACCCGUGUGCUUGAAAUGUUUUCACUCAUCUUCAUCAACAUUUUCAUGUACAACAUGCCGUCUUUCAUUCUCUUCUGACACUCCACAUAUGUCACAAGGAGAUCUUCAUUGGCACGCGUCUGCGGAAUGCUUUUGCUGUUGUGUUUGCUCCAAAAACUUGCUCGGCGUGAAAUAUUCGCGAGUUGGUGAAUCCCUAUUUUGUGGAUAUCAAACAUGUGGUGGAGAAGACGAAGAGUUGCUUGAUGAGGAUCGGUUGGGUUCGCCGCAUCGAAAAGUGACACAAAAAUCCACAAAAGUGGUUCGUAUCCCAGCUUCUCCGAGGGUUGCACCACGUCAUCCUCAUGUCAUUCAACAGAAUUUGACGACGACAAUGACGAUUCAGAAACCAAGUGUGGUUAUUCAAAAUCAACGACCAAAACCACCACAAAGAGCUCCUCCACCUCCUCCAUCAGAAAAUAUAUAUGAAACUGUUCUACCAUGUUCAUCGAAUAAUAGUCCAAAUUUCGAUAAGAAGUACUCUCAUGAGCUUCCUACAUCUCCUAACCACCAUAAUUACUACUCAAAAACACCAAAUAAUCUGCUUACUGGGUAUCCCGAAAUGGAUGGAUAUAGUACAUCAUCUUCGUCGGAUUCAGAUGAUGAACAGCUUUACAUUUCAAAUAUUAUGGCAGCCGCCUCGUUGAGUAGAGUUCCUGCAAAGUCUUCCAGUCGUAAAUCAAAGAAAAAUGAACCAAUGAUGAUGUCGGGAGGCGGUGUUCGAAUGGCAAAGAAAAAGAAAAGUUCCAGAUGUACAGUAUCUUGAUAUACUUGUCCAAACAUUUACUGAAUUCCUGAAAAGCCCAUGUGAUUCUUUUAUACUUCUUCUUCAAUUUUAAGCCUUUUCCUUCGUUUUUUUCUGCACGGUGAAUUGUCCCAUUUUAUUAAUUCAAUAUUGAACCUAUUUUUAACACCCAGCCAACAGUGCAAGUAAUGUAAAACUUAUUUCAAAUGAAUAUUCACUUCUCAUUUGUCCGAAUUCCAACACUGCUUCAAUGAAAUAAAUUUAUCUGAACUGGAUUUGAAUGUUUGGUCCAUUUCAAAAUAAUUUA